Bactrocera tryoni is the source of this 1711-nucleotide messenger RNA. RefSeq names its product oxygen-dependent coproporphyrinogen-III oxidase (gene Coprox). Lineage: Eukaryota; Metazoa; Arthropoda; Insecta; Diptera; Tephritidae. Gene Ontology annotation, molecular function: coproporphyrinogen oxidase activity. The record is from RefSeq and is a predicted model, not a curated record. The coding region runs from base 293 to 1453 and encodes 386 amino acids. The transcript has 2 exons. Gene Ontology annotation, cellular component: cytoplasm; mitochondrial intermembrane space.
UCAUCUUUUGCCGUGAUUUGCAUAAUAUUAAAUGAUAAGAUAAGAGUCGGAACUAUAAAAAUUUAAUUUUAAACGUUAUUUUAAUUAAAAGAAAGAGUUGAAUUUGUUGACAAUAUUAGUAAUAAUUAUUUGAUAGACGAAUUUGAUAGAUCGUGCAACGAUUACAUUGUCAGAGUCACGUCGUCCAGUAAAACGCUUGCAACAAUCGAAUUUCUAGUAUUCGAAAAAGUGCACUGUAGGUAUGAAGAAAGACAGAUGACAUUAAAGGAGGUUAAACAUAGACGUUUGCAUAAUGGCUUUUUCAAAAUGCUUACGACGAGUGUUGACCUCUAUUGCCAGCUAUCAGAUGGCACGUCGUACCAGCGGCAGACAGGUACGCUAUUUAAUUGUAGGUUUUGGCUUGGCUGCUUCUGCUUCUAUUUCUAUCGUACACUUGGAAGCUGCUAGAAAACGAAAGUUUAAUACUUCCAUCUAUAUGGCAGAACCAAUUACAGACACUAAUACGCUGAUUGAUAAUGAGGAUGAUAUGCGUACUAAAAUGGAGUUAAUGAUAAUGAGAAUUCAAGCAGACGUAUGUCGUGCUUUAGAGACCGAAGAAUAUGCCGGACAAAAAUUUAAAGUCGAUCGUUGGCAGCGUGCAGAAGGUGGUGGCGGUAUAACGUGCGUCCUUCAGGAUGGUGAAGUUUUCGAGAAAGCUGGCGUUAAUAUUUCCGUUGUAACUGGUAUGUUACCACCGGGUGCAGUGCAACAAAUGCGUACCAGGGGGAAGAAUUUGGCCGAAGGCAAGAAGUUGCCAUUUUUCGCCGCUGGCGUAAGUGCUGUAAUACAUCCUAGAAAUCCACAUGUUCCAACAAUACAUUUCAACUAUCGCUAUUUCGAAGUUGAGAGCGAUGGCGAGAAGCAAUGGUGGUUCGGCGGUGGCACAGACCUAACACCAUAUUAUUUGGACGAAAAGGAUGCGGUACAUUUUCACAAAACACUAAAGGACGCUUGUGACGAACAUGACUCCAGUUACUACCCACGUUUUAAGAAAUGGUGCGAUGAUUACUUCCGCAUUACGCAUAGAAAGGAAAGUAGAGGUAUUGGCGGUAUAUUUUUUGACGAUGUGGACACACCGAACCAAGAGGAAGCGUUUAAAUUUGUUACCAGUUGUGCUAAUUCGGUAAUCCCAUCAUACUUGCCGCUUGUGCGCCAACACAAAAACGAUGAUUACGGCGAUAAGGAGCGCCAGUGGCAACUUUUGCGUCGUGGGCGCUAUGUGGAAUUUAAUUUAAUCUACGACAGGGGCACAAAAUUCGGUCUCUAUACGCCAGGUGCGCGGUAUGAAAGUAUACUAAUGUCAUUGCCGUUGACGGCGCGAUGGGAAUACAUGCAUACGGUACCACCCAAUUCCAAGGAAGGCAAACUUUUGGAAGUAUUACAAAAUCCAAAGGACUGGAUUGCUAGUGCUUAAUAAAGGGAGGGAACUACAGAAGUCUUCGUAAUACCUGCUAUAACACAUAUGUACCUCAUUUGUAAUUGGCAUUCGUUUAACUAUGGAACUAUGUAGACAAUGAAAGUUUUUGUUUAAAUUAUAUUAUGGUGCAAUUACUACACAGUAGUAUAAUAUAAUGGUACGUUUUUGUGGAAUUUGAACAAUAGAAGUUACUUGUAUAAUUAGAUUUGUAUGUACUUAAAUGAGAAUAAAGUGCACUUUUUGUAACAGUUUAGA